AUGCGCUUCAACGCGGCCAUUGCCCCGGCUCUCUGUGCCUCGGUCCUCCUCGCUGGCAGCACCCUCGCACAGGAGGACAGUGAGCCAUCAGCCACUGUGGUUGAGCGGCCAACUUUCACUCCCACAAACCUGAAAGCCCCCUUUCUAGAGCAGUUCACCGAUGACUGGGACACACGGUGGACACCAUCUCACGCCAAAAAGCAAGACUCCAAGAGCGACGAGGACUGGGCCUACGUUGGAGAGUGGUCGGUGGAAGAACCAUCCGUCUUCCCCGCCAUUGUAGGUGACAAGGCGUUGGUGGUGAAGAAUGCUGCUGCGCAUCAUGCUAUCUCCGCCAAGUUCCCUGCGGUCAUCAACAACAAGGGAAAGACGUUGGUCGUUCAGUAUGAGGUCAAGCUCCAAAACGGCCUCGAGUGCGGAGGUGCCUAUAUGAAACUCCUACGGGAAAACAAGAAACUACAUGCUGAGGAGUUCUCUAACGCCUCGCCGUAUGUUAUCAUGUUCGGUCCUGACAAGUGCGGAGCGACAAACAAGGUCCACUUCAUCUUCCAACACAAGAAUCCCAAGACUGGCGAAUACGAAGAGAAGCACCUCAAGAGCCCUCCCCAGGCAAAGAUCACCAAACUUACCACUCUUUAUACUCUCAUCGUCAAACCAGACAACACCUUCGAACUGUUGAUCGACAACACGUCGGUGAAGAACGGAAGCUUGCUGGAAGAUUUCUCCCCCGCCGUUAAUCCUGCCAAGGAGAUUGAUGAUCCAAAAGACAAGAAGCCCGACGACUGGGUCGAGCUUGCCCGCAUUCCUGACCCUGAAGCUAAGAAACCUGAGGAUUGGGAUGAGGACCAGCCUUUCGAGGUCGUUGAUGAGGAGGCCGAGAAGCCCGAUGACUGGCUUGAGGACGAGCCCGCAACUAUCCCCGACCCUGAAGCCGAAAAGCCAGAAGACUGGGAUGACGAAGAAGAUGGUGAUUGGAUUCCUCCUCAGGUCCCGAACCCCAAAUGUGAAGAGGUGUCAGGCUGUGGAAAGUGGGAACCUCCAUUGAAGAAAAACCCCUUGUACAAGGGCAAGUGGACUGCGCCGUAUAUCGACAACCCAGACUACAAGGGGCCAUGGGAACCGCGCAAGAUCCCCAACCCAGACUAUUUCGAGGACAAGACGCCCGCCAACUUUGAACCUAUCGGAGCAAUCGGCUUCGAGAUUUGGACCAUGCAAUCGGACAUCUCAUUCGACAACAUCUACAUCGGGCACUCCAUUGAGGAGGCUGCGGCUUUCCGAGCCGAGACCUACGACAUCAAGCGACCAAUCGAGGAGGCCGAAGAAGCCAAGACGAAGCCCAAGACACCAGAGACACCCAAGUCCCCCUCGGAUCUCAAAUUUGCCGAUGAUCCUGUCACCUUUGUCAAGGAGAAGCUGGAAUUGUUCGUCACUCUUGCCCAGAAAGACCCCAUUGAGGCCAUCAAGUUCAUGCCCGAGGUCGCUGGUGGGAUCGGCGGAGUUGUCGCCCUGCUCAUCGCCAUCGUUGUCGGUCUGUCUGGCCUGGGUGGCUCGGCGGCUCCAAGCAAGGAAGACAUCAAGAAAAGCGCUCAAAAGGCCAAGGAUGCCGCCACUGAUGCAAAGGACAAGGUUGCUGAGGCUGUGGCAAGUGGCGCCGAUGCGGUCAAGGCUGAUGUCAACAAGAGAACCACUCGAUCAAGCGGCAGCGCGGAGUAA
Messenger RNA from Capronia epimyces CBS 606.96, 1713 nucleotides. RefSeq names its product calnexin. Gene Ontology annotation, cellular component: endoplasmic reticulum membrane; endoplasmic reticulum. NCBI's taxonomy places the organism in Eukaryota, Fungi, Ascomycota, Eurotiomycetes, Chaetothyriales, Herpotrichiellaceae. Gene Ontology annotation, molecular function: calcium ion binding. The transcript has 4 exons. The coding region runs from base 1 to 1713 and encodes 570 amino acids. Gene Ontology annotation, biological process: protein folding. The record is from RefSeq and is a predicted model, not a curated record.